UGACGUAGAGGCGUUUCUCGGUUUUAGCCAAUCAUAUUCCUCCAGAUCACAACUUCCGGUUCUAUACUAGCAAAAAAACAAGAUGGCUGCUGCACGUAACGGAAAGAGCGGGCUUCUGGAAAAGUGGAGGAUCGAUGAGAAGCCGGUGAAGAUCGACAAAUGGGACGGCGCCGCCGUAAAGAACUCUCUGGACGAUGCAGCUAAGAAGGUGCUGCUGGAGAAGUACGGUUACGUGGAGAACUUCCAGCUGGUGGACGGCCGUCUGCUCAUCUGCACCGUCUCCUGUCUGUUUGCCAUGCUGGCGCUGGUCUGGGACUACCUCCACCCGUUCCCCGAGUCCAGACCGGUGCUGGCAUGCUGCGUGGUCUUGUACUUCAUCAUGAUGGGCGUCCUGACCCUCUACACCUCCUACAAGGAGAAGAACAUCUUCCUGGUGGCCUUGCAGAGAGAUCCUGCCGGCAUGGACCCUGACCACGUCUGGCAGCUGGCCUCCUCCCUCAAACGGUUUGACGAUCAGUACAGCCUGAGGGUGUCCUUCACCGACGGGAAGACGAGACGCUCGCGCGAGGCCGACUUCACCAAGUCGGUGUCGGCGUUCUUCGACCAGAACGGGACUCUGGUGAUGGAUCAGUUCGAGAAGAGCGUUUCCAGGCUGCACGACGCGCUGGCCUCCGACAAGAAGACCAAAUGAGAGCAGCAGCGCGCGGAGGCCGGCUCACUGCGGCCUCCUUCGCCUCCAUGGUUCCUUGGCUUCAGUUUGACCUCCAGAAACAUCGGAUCCGUCUAUCCAGAACCUGAAGCUGCAGAUGAACUGAAACCAAAGAACCGUCAUGAUGAAGACCUCCAGAUGUUCUUCCUCCAGAAGAACUUUCAGGGACUUUCAGGCUGAAGCUGACGCUUUGGGUUGACCUCCCUGUGGGGUCAUCGUUUCACAGGUGGGAGGAGCUAUAGAGGAAGUGGGUGUGGUCAUCAGAUCUGUCCGGUUAAGGCAUUUAAUAAAGCAA
Messenger RNA from Oryzias latipes (Japanese medaka), 1004 nucleotides. It is a transcript of the gene spcs2, whose product is annotated as signal peptidase complex subunit 2. The record is from RefSeq and is a predicted model, not a curated record. Gene Ontology annotation, cellular component: signal peptidase complex; membrane. Gene Ontology annotation, biological process: protein targeting to ER. NCBI's taxonomy places the organism in Eukaryota, Metazoa, Chordata, Actinopteri, Beloniformes, Adrianichthyidae.